AUGGCAGGUCUCCUCCAAGUAGUGAAGACCAUCCUAAUCCCCGCCCUAAUCUCUCUAUCCGUCUACCUCCUCCUCUCCCUCCUCAUCCUCCCCUUCAUCCGCCGCCACCGCCAACGCUACGCCCACUACCUCCCCCUCCACACAAUCACGGCACACACCUCCACCCUUCGCGAACGGAUCUCCGACGCCCUCAUGCGGUCGCUGCUACCAUCUUCGUGGAGGCUGAGGCAUAGCUUUGGUGGAAGCCAUGAUGGUGACGGGGGAAGCGUGUUUGAUCAGGAGGAGGGUGAGGAUAUGGUUGGGUUUGAGAUGGAUGUGGAGAGGAGGGAGGCGUUGGAGAGGAGGAGGGGUGAUGUCGUGGAUAGUCAGAGGAGGUUGAGCAGAGAUUUGGAGGAGGGCUUUAUGGAUGAUAGUGAUGAGGGGGACGAGGGGGAUGGGGAAGGGCAGCGGUGA
Messenger RNA from Paracoccidioides lutzii Pb01, 453 nucleotides. RefSeq lists its product as hypothetical. Bases 1 to 453 code for a protein of 150 amino acids. The transcript has 2 exons. The record is from RefSeq and is a predicted model, not a curated record.